CUGUCACUGAGCAACACUGAACAAUGUGAGGAGGAGAAGACUUUUUAUUGAUUUCUGAACUGUUUUUCGGGAGUUUUUACGUUUCGACGUGACAUUAAACUCUGAAGUUGGUUCAACUAUAUCCUGUUUGUUUGUUUUCCCAGCAGGGGGCCCAGUGGGGCUGCAGGUAGCUGCUGAUGAUGGUGAAGGUGUUUCGUUGUCCGGCUCGUCAUGGUUACGCUGUGGAGACGUCUCCAUUCAUCCCCAACAGAGUGGCCUGCGCUGCCUCUCAGUACUAUGGAAUAGCAGGUUGUGGCACACUUCUGAUCCUGGAUGAGACGGAAACAGGGAUUUCUCUCGUAAGGAGCUGGGAGUGGGGUGACGGUUUGUUCGAUGUGACGUGGAGCGAAGCCAAUGAGCACGUCUUGGUCGCCGGGGGCGGAGAUGGCAGCCUGCAGCUGUGGGACACCAAUCACAGCGCUCCGCUGAGGGUGGCCAAGGAACACACACAAGAGGUGUACGCUGUAGACUGGAGUCAAACCCGAGGAGAGAACCUCAUCGUCUCUGGAUCGUGGGAUCAGACGGCUAAAGUGUGGGAUCCUGCUCUCAGCCAAUCAUUGAUCACGCUCAAAGGUCAUGAAGGGGUCAUCUACAGCACCAUUUGGUCGCCUCACAUCCCAGGAUGCUUUGCUUCAGCCUCAGGUGACGGGACGCUCAGAGUUUGGGACGUAAAGAGCGCCAUGUGUCGAUUGGCCAUCCCAGCACACAAGACUGAGAUCCUCAGCUGUGAUUGGUGCAAAUAUGACCAGAACAUUGUGGCCACAGGCUCAGUAGACUGCAGUGUGUGUGUGUGGGACCUGAGGAACGUCCGACAGCCUGUCAAUCAACUGUUAGGCCACACCUACGCCAUCCGCAGAGUCAAGUUUUCUCCGUUCAGUAACACCGUGUUGGCAUCCUGCUCGUACGACUUCACUGUCAGGUUCUGGGAUUACAGCAGGAACCAGCCUCUUCUAGACACUGUGGAGCAUCACUCAGAGUUCGUCUGUGGGUUAGACUUCAGCCUGCAUGUCCCCAACCAGGUAGUUGACUGUUCCUGGGACGAGAUGGUGAAGAUCUACACACCUGCCUGUCUAUCAGCUGGAUCGUAACACACAAAGACCCACACAGAGUAACUACCAUAGUCUUUUAGACCUUGUAUUGAUUUCCAUUUAUUGUCCUGGAGACUUAUUUUACCCCAGUGAGUCUUUCCCUGUCCUGUCAGGCUCUUCUUUUGGGAAUAAAGAUAUUUUAACUCCCCAAGUUGUUGGAGAGGUUUGCAGAUUUUAAAAGCUUGGACAAUAAGAGAGUUUGGUUAUCAGAGUCAGUAUAAAAAAUGGUGGAUCAGUGCAUCUAGACUUAAAACAAAGUCUCAACAAAGUGAUUAUAUGAGCAGAUAUUUGUCCUCACAAGAAAUGCCAAAACACACAGUGCCAUCAUUAUAAGCAGCAAUGUGACACAGAUACGUUUUUUUUUUAAAUACCUUAUAUAAAUACUGCUUGUAAUGUGUUUUAAUACGACCCAAAGAAGGCCACAAGCAGUUUGGAAGUAGAUGAAGUUGAGCCAGAAACCUCCUCCUCUGUUCCUAAAACAUUUAAGUUCCUACAUUUCCUAUUGUGACUUUUAAUUCUGAUGAAUAGCACAAGGGAAUAAAAAGAGCUGAAAUUUAACUACUGACAAGCAAGUGCCCUAAUUAGCAUAUAAGUAGUACAUUUCAACGUUGUGCUGUGAUUAUGAUACAGCAGUGAUACAGCUGUACAGUGAAUCAUUUAAGUCUCAUCUCAUCAGUUUGUUUCAAUAAAGCAGAAAAUGAGAUUUGUAAAACAUCCAUAAUGUAUUUAGGUAUUAUUGAUUGUUAUGUUGAACUACUGUGAGUGUAUCAGGUAAAUCAGGAUGUUUAACAAUGAGUGUGUGAUCCAAGAUAUCCAUGAUAUGCUUCUGUUUCAGCUCAGUGAUAUUCAGCUACAGUACAAAUGUCAGCUGUGACCAAUUUUAUGGCUUAAAUGUCACCAGUUUGGUUCAUGGUAAUGAUGAUGGUCUGUAUGUGCAGUGCCUUCAACAAAGCAGCAAAUGAAGUGAUUUUAAAAACAUAUCUUUUCAGUUAAGUAUGUAAUUUAAUCUCCUCAAUCAAUACCUCUGUUGUAUAUUUCUUUUUCUUAACAAAUUCCAUUAAAAUAUCAAUAUUUUAGUUGUUCUCUGCUUAUUUUCUGAAGCCCUUACUUUGUGACUCUAAGCUCUGAGCCUACUGGUUCCUAUUAAAGACAUACAGUUUUAAAAAUAGAUAUCAUUUUUUUAAAAGGCUCAGUAAUUUUC
Molecule: messenger RNA, 2328 nt
Organism: Scomber japonicus (chub mackerel)
Lineage: Eukaryota; Metazoa; Chordata; Actinopteri; Scombriformes; Scombridae
Gene: pex7
Product: peroxisomal biogenesis factor 7
Exons: 11
Coding region: 177-1127 (316 amino acids)
Biological process (GO): protein import into peroxisome matrix
Cellular component (GO): peroxisomal matrix; cytosol
Molecular function (GO): protein binding
Source: RefSeq, a predicted model, not a curated record